GUGGCCAUGGGCCUGGGCGCCAGCGUCGAGCAGCCCGCGGGAGGCGCCGAGGGCUUCCACCUGCACGGGGUGCAGGAGAACUCCCCCGCCCAGCAGGCAGGCCUGGAGCCCUACUUCGACUUCAUCAUCACCAUCGGGCACUCAAGGCUGAACAAGGAGAAUGACACGCUCAAGGCCCUACUGAAGGCCAAUGUGGAGAAGCCGGUGAAGCUGGAGGUGUUCAACAUGAAGACCAAUAAGGUGCGCGAGGUGGAGGUGGUGCCCAGCAACAUGUGGGGCGGCCAGGGCCUGCUGGGCGCCAGCGUGCGCUUCUGCAGCUUCCGAAGGGCCAGCGAGCAUGUGUGGCACGUGCUGGAUGUGGAACCCUGUUCCCCUGCCUCCCUAGCUGGCCUGCGCCCCUACACUGACUACGUGGUUGGCUCAGACCAGAUCCUCCAGGAGUCCGAGGACUUCUUCUCGCUCAUUGAGUCCCAUGAGGGGAAGCCCUUGAAGCUGAUGAUUUAUAACUCCGAGUCCGACUCCUGCCGGGAGGUGACUGUCACGCCCAAUGCAGCCUGGGGAGGAGAGGGCAGCCUGGGCUGUGGUAUCGGCUAUGGGUAUCUGCACCGGAUCCCAACCCAGCCUCCCAGCCACCACAAGAAGCCAUCUGGUGUCCCACCACCUGGUGUCCCGCCACCUGGUGUCCCGCCACCUGGUGUCCCACCACCUGGACCUACCCCCCAGGACUCUCCUGCCCCUUCUGGCCUGGAGACAGGCUCCAGGCAGGGUGACUACGUGGAGGCCCUGCUGCAGGCACCUGGCUCCUCCAAGGAGGAACAGCUCCCUGGGCCCCAGAGUCCUGGCCAUGGCACUCCAGACCUUGGCGGCCUUCCCCGUUCCAUGGAGAUUCCUCUUCAGCCUCCGCCUCCACUGCAGCGAGUCAUGGACCCAGGCUUCCUGGACGUGUCCGGCAUCUCCCUCUUGGACAGCAGCAACGCCAGCGCCUGGUCUGGGCUGCCCUCCUCCACAGAGCUGACCUCCACUGCGGUCUCAGCCUCAGGGCCGGAGGACGUCUGCUCCAGCAGGGGUUCUCGUGAGCAUGGCGGUGAGGCCACCUGGUCUGGGUCAGAGUUUGAGGUCUCCUUCCCAGACAGCCCAGGCGCCCAGGCGGACCACCUGCCUCAGCUGACACUUCCCGACAGCCUCACCUCUGCAGCCUCACCAGAAGAUGGGCUGUCCGCUGAGCUGCUCGAAGCCCAGGCUGAGGAGGAGUCAGCAAGCACAGAGAGCCCAGAUUUCGGGGCACAGGCUGAGGGGGCAGCCAGCCAGGCACAGCUCUCCCCCCCCGAAUAACACCCCAGGCACUAAGAAGGGCCUCUGAUGGCAUUCAUGAGGCCCAGAAGUGGGAGGCAGCUCAGGCCACACUGCGUGGCCA
Messenger RNA from Lipotes vexillifer (Yangtze River dolphin), 1414 nucleotides. RefSeq names its product golgi reassembly stacking protein 1 (gene GORASP1). The record is from RefSeq and is a predicted model, not a curated record. Gene Ontology annotation, biological process: Golgi organization. The coding region runs from base 7 to 1332 and encodes 441 amino acids. Gene Ontology annotation, cellular component: Golgi apparatus. Gene Ontology annotation, molecular function: protein binding. Lineage: Eukaryota; Metazoa; Chordata; Mammalia; Artiodactyla; Lipotidae. The transcript has 9 exons.